CCCCCUCGGCAUCCUUACAACAGCAAUCAAAUCCCCUCUCUACCCUCUCCUCCAAUCAAGCCACAUCCCCUUUAUCCUCGAUGUACCCUCAACAGAGGACUCAUCAGACGAAACAAUCCCCAAUGGCACCCUCCGCGGCCACAUGGCCAAGCAAAACCCCCAAGCCAAGGCCCUAAUGGAAGCACUAGCAGCGCAGCAGCAACAACCCGGCAACAACCCCAACUCUCUCGAACUGGAAGACGAAGUCCUCGUCCUCUUCACCUCCGAACACCACCACUACGUCACACCCAAGUUCUACACGGAGACGAAACCCGCCACAGGGAAAGUCGUCCCGACGUGGAACUAUGCCGCUGCGCAAGCGUACGGCAAGAUCCGGGUUUACUGUGACUCGAAGUCUGAGGAGACGGGGACGUUCUUACAGAAAGCCGUGGAAGAUUUGACAAAACAGAGUGAGGGGUCUAUUAUGGGGUAUACGGGCACGGAGGGGCGGCCGGCACCGUGGAGCGUCUCGGAUGCGCCGGUGCCGUAUGUGGAGAUUCUUAAGAAGAAUAUUAUUGGCAUUGAGAUUAGAAUUGAGCGAUUGCAGGGGAAGUUUAAGAUGAGUCAGGAGAUGGGGAAGGGGGAUCGCGAGGGGGUGGUUAGUGGGUUUGAGGCGUUGGAGACGGAUGUUGGGAAGGGGGUUGCGCAGAUGGUGAGGGAGAGGGGGGAGAUGAAGGAUGCGCAGAAGUAGGAGUAUAGAAUGUGUGUACGAAUUAAUGAGCAGAGAUUAGAUAGUAUCUGAUUAUGUGGGGCGCCAUGCAUGUAGUGCUGAAGAUUGGCACUAUCUUAGUCAAAAUUACUAUAUAACCGCACAUGUCUAGCACAUUUGAGAUGGUGGAAGUUAUCAUGUGUAUCCUGUCAUAACCUCGUGUCCUAGAUGUCAUGCUUGAGCAGACAAAUC
Molecule: messenger RNA, 940 nt
Organism: Aspergillus vadensis CBS 113365
Lineage: Eukaryota; Fungi; Ascomycota; Eurotiomycetes; Eurotiales; Aspergillaceae
Product: FMN-binding negative transcriptional regulator
Exons: 1
Coding region: 143-730 (195 amino acids)
Source: RefSeq, a predicted model, not a curated record